GGAGCAGGCAGACACACGGACACACAGGGGGAGCAGGCAGACACACGGACACACACAGGGGGAGGCGGGCAGCUUCACGAGACACGGAGCCGUUGGCGGCACAGGGGGCGCUGCUCACCCGGACUCAGUUUACCCUCAGACCCCGAAGCCCUUGGCGGGAGCGGGUCCAGGGUACGGCGAGACGAGGAGAACGGGGUCCGAGGAGGGGACACGGGGGACAAGGACGAGGGGAGGAAAAGCGGGGAGCGACGUCUGGGACACAGGCUCCGGUGGCCACCCGCGAGUCCCAACCCCCCCCCCCCCCGAAUCGCGCCAGCCAUUGCCUGAGACGCGUGCAGGGAAGGCGGCAUCGCCGCCAGGCAACGGGGAGGGCCCGAGGCCGUGUGACCAACUAGGCCCCAACGGACAUGCGCUAAACAUCUCACACAGCCAGAGGACGAUGCCUGGUGAACAGCAGCAGCAAAGCGCGGGGUCGGACGCGGAGAGCGUGAGGACCCCGGGCCGGCCCAAGGAGAAGGCGAGCGGUGGGGCCGGUACCGACAAGGCACGGGGAGCGCGCCCGCGCCUUACGGACGAUGAAAAACGCAAGCGGCUUGACGAGGAGAAGCGGCGCAAGGAGGAGGAAGAGGAGAGGAAGAAGCUGGAAGAGGAGGAGCGGGUGAGGGCUGAGCAAGAGGAACGGCAGAAGGUGGAGGAGGAGCGGAAGAUGGCGGAGUUGGAGAGCCAGCGGAAAGAAGAGGAGAAGGCGGCCGCUGCACAGAAGGAGAUUGAAGAAGCACGGCAGCUGCAGGCCGAGAUGCAGGAGCGCUGCACUUGGAAGCAGGAGCAGCGGGUGCUGAACCAGGCGGCGCACGAGAACCGGCCCGAGGAGGGCUUCUUCGGCCGCCUCGACUCGAGCCUCAAGAAGAACACGGCGUUUGUGAAGAAACUGCGCACGCUCACGGAGCAGCAGCGCGACUCAGUCUCGUCCGACUUCAACUCGCUCAACCUCAGCAAGUACAUCGGCGAGGCGGUGUCCGCCCUCGUCGAGGCCCGGCUCAAGACGUCGGACGUCGGCUGCGCCGUGCAUGUGUGCUCGCUCUUCCACCGCCGCUACGCCGAGUUCGCGCCGCUGCUGCUGCAGGCGUGGCGCCGGCACCUGGAGGCGCGCAAGGACGACCGCGCGGCGGCGAGCAUCGGCAAGCUGCGCACCGACCUGCGCUUCAUUGCCGACCUGACGACCAUCGCCAUCUUCUCAGACCGCGAGGGCCUGUCGCUCCUUUACGAGCAGCUGAAGAUGAUCGUAGCGGCCGACCGUGAGACGCACGCGCACAUCUCCGUGGUGAUCAGCUUCUGUCGGCACUGCGGCGAGGAUGUGGUGGGCUUGGUGCCUCGCAAGGCCCGGCUGCUGCUGGAGAGACACGGCACCUGCAUGCCGCGCAGCGAGAUCUUCGGGCCCGAGAAGCAGCAGCCGUUCGUGGUGCUGCUGCGCGACUACUUCAGCUCGCUCUCCCGCCAGCUCAAGAAGGACCACCGCGAGUUGCAGAACCUCGAAAGGCAGAACCGGAGGAUCCUGCACACCAAGGGGGAACUCAGCGAGGAGCGGCACAAGCAGCACGAGGAGUGCGCCGUCUCCUACCAGAAGCUGCUGGUCAGCACGCAGAGCCUGGCCGAGCUGCUCGACGAGACCAUGCCUGACCUUCCCGAGGACAAAUCCGCUCAAGAGGACCAGGGCAUGGGGAUUGACCUCUUCACUCCGGGCCGGGCCGGCGAGCUGGAGCUGGAGGGUGGCCUGUGGGAGGACGAGGACUCGCGCUCCUUCUACGAGAGCCUCAUCGACCUGAAGGCGUUCGUGCCGGCCAUUCUGUUCAAGGACAGCGAGAAAACGGGCCCGCUGCAGGGCAAGGACGCCGAGGGCCGGGAGCUGGGCGGGAUGAGCGGCGCCGAGGAGCUGGAGCGAGAGCUCGAGACGCUGGAGAUCCUGGCCGAGGAGGCCGAGGUGGCGGCAGCGACUACAGAUGACGAUGCCUCGACGAUGGGAGCCGGGCCAGAGGAUGAGGUGGAGGACCCCGUCGACAAGCUCCUCAAGGAUGAUCCCGAGCCGGAAGACGAGGAGGCGAGUGUGGCGAGCCACCUACGUAUGAUCGUGGAGGCCUUCCUACAGCAGCUUCUCAACUGCGUCAAUCGGGACCUCAUAGACAAGGCAGCGACCGAUUUCUGCAUGAACAUGAACACCAAGGCCAACCGGCGCAAGCUGGUGCGGGCACUUUUCAGUGUGCCACGGCAGAGGCUGGACCUGCUGCCGUUUUUCGGUCGCCUCGUGGCCACGCUGCACCCGUGCAUGCCGGACGUGGCGGAGGACCUGACCUCGAUGCUCAAGAGCGACUUCAAGUUCCACGUGCGGAAGAAGGACCAGAUUAAUAUCGAGACGAAGAACAAGACAGUGCGCUUCAUCGGGGAGCUCACCAAGUUCCGCAUGUUUCCCAGCAACGAGACCCUCUACUGCCUCAAGAUGCUGCUGUCGGACUUUUCGCACCACCACAUCGAGAUGGCGUGCACGCUGCUGGAGACAUGCGGCCGCUUCCUCUUCCGCUCGCCCGACACGCACCUGCGCACCAACGUGCUGCUGGAGCAAAUGAUGCGCAAGAAGCAGGCCAUGCCGCUGGACGAGCGCUACAUCACGACGGUGGAAAACGCGUACUACCACUGCAACCCACCCGUGGUGGAGCGCACCGUGCAGCAGGCCCGCCCGCCUGUGCAUGAGUACGUGCGCCGCCUGCUCUACAAGGACCUGUCCAAGGUCACCACCGAGCGGGUGCUGCGUCAGAUGCGCAAGCUGGCGUGGGGGGACCCCGAGGUGAAGCGGUACGCCACCAAGUGCCUGGUGAGCGUGUGGAACGUCAAGUACAACAACAUUCACUGCGUUGCCAACCUGCUGGCGGGGCUGGUGCCCUUCCAGGAGGACCUGGGCGUGCACACGGUGGACGCGGUGCUGGAGGACAUCCGCCUUGGAAUGGAGAUCAACCAUCCCAAGUUCAACCAACGCCGCAUCAGCAGCGCCAAGUUCCUGGGCGAGCUCUACAACUACCGCAUGGUGGAGUCAGCCGUGGUGUUCCGCACGCUCUACUCGUUCCUCACGUUCGGCGUGGGCCCCGACGGCGUGCCGGGGGCCCUCGACCCGCCCGACAGCCUCUUCCGCAUCCGCCUCGUGUGCACGCUGCUCGACACGUGCGGCCAGUACUUCAACCGCGGCUCCAGCAAGCGCAAGCUCGACUGCUUCCUCCUCUACUUCCAGCGCUACGUGUGGUGGAAAAAGACCCAGGAGAUCUGGACCGCGACCAACCCAUUCCCCAUCGACGUCGACUACCUAAUCUCCGACACACUGGAGCUGCUGCGGCCCAAGUUCCGUCUGUGCGCGUCGCUCGAGGAGGCCAUGGGGCAGCUGGCAGAGCUGGAGAGGGAGUACCGCUCCAAGCUCGGGCUGGACGGCGGUGGCGGCGGCAAGACUGGUGGCUCGGACGUGCUGGGAGGAUCAUCAUCUGGGGUGGCCGACGAAGAGGACGACGACGAUGAUGAGGAGGAGGAAGGAGCGGAGACGGAGGAGCAGUCGGCUAACGAGAGCGACGCUAACGACCAAGACGAUGAGGACGGGACGGAUGAGGAGGAGGACGAGGAUGACGAGGAGGAGAACACGGAUUACAUGACGGAUUCCAACAAGGAGAACGACACCGACGAGGAUGGAGGGCAGGUGACAAUGAAGGACGGUGGGGGGCUGAAGCGCGUCGCGUGCGCCGAGGAUGAUGAAUUUAUCUCGGCCUUCGACAAGAUGAUGGUGGAGAAUAUGCAGCAGCGGAGCAGCGAAGCGGUGAAAGUGCACCAGCUGGACGUGGCCAUCCCACUCGGCCUGCGCGGGCAGGUCAAGCCUGGCCAGGCGGCGCCCGGGGAACCGGCGCUCGAGGGCGACACCACGAGCUGUCAGGACAUGGGCACCAUGCAGUUCGUCAUGCUCACCCGGCGCGGCAACAAGCAGCAGUUGCGCCCGGUGAGCGUGCCGAUUACGUCGCAGCUGGCGGCGUCGCGGAAGACGCAACAGCAGGCAGAGCGUGAGGAGCGCCAACGCGUCAAGAAGCUCACGCUCGACAUCAAUGAGCGGCAGGAGCAGGAGGACUACCAGGAGAUGCUGCAGUCCCUGGCCACGCGGCCCGCACAGGCCAACACGAACCGCGAGCGCCGGCCGCGCUACGUCCACCCAAAGGGCGCCCCCAACGCCGACCUCAUCUUCAAAACCGGGGGCCGACGGCGCUGAGGAACAGAGGAGGUUCCUGCCACGUGCGCAGGGAAAAAUCAGUCAAGCGGCGCUUUGUGCCGGCUUGCCCAGGGCGCUCUGCCCAUCCGCGCACACGUGUGCGUGCCUGCGUGUGUGUGGGAGAGCGGAUGAGGAGAUACGGGAGGGUCGGUUGGUCGUGGCUGUUUUAUUAAAAACCAAAAAGUUCACAUUAAAGAGACGCGAGCGGAGCGAGGGCAGGCACCGGCGGCAAAGACGCAGGCGGACGGACGAGAGCGGGGGGCGUUACACACGGCCGCGUCUGCCGCGCGGUGACCCUGCGGCGGCCGCCCCCUUCCGGGACCAGCGUGGGAGGGCUCAUGGAGCAGAGCGGGGAGAGAGAGAGAGAAUGAAUUAUGAGACGGUGACCGUGGACAACACAGCUGAUCGAUCGGCUGCGUGAUGCAGGUGACGUGGCACAGUGUGAAUUGGUGUGACGUAGGCGUGGCGCUGCGGAAGGCACGUGACCAGGGAGGGCGGUCGUGUCGGGCGCGCUCUGUAGACUCGCCGGUCUGAGCCUGAGAAACAUUCGUGAGGUGAACAACGUAAGAUUGUACGUGGUGUUCCAGGAGUGACAGUGACGUCACCCGAACGUUUGUCAAAUUCCAACAACCAGAAACAGCCGCUGCGUUGUGUUCAGUGGUUAGGUGUGAUCUUGCAGAAAGUGUUUGUGAAGGAUGUCUUUAAUUGGGGUUCAUAGCUUUGGGACUUUUUGCCGAAAUGUUAACAUGAAAACCGGGGCUCUGAGCUCGUACGAGGAGACCGAAUGCUUUGCCGGAGCAUUACUCUGCGAGGACGUUAGAAGCGGACGGAUAAAUGGUGGCGUAAGACCUAGAUAAUCCGGCGAGCCGUUUCGUGGAUUCACGCGUGAUCUCGGCUCGCGGUCGUCUCGUCCGGAAUGCGACACCGUUGCUGAGUUGGCAGCUUGAGUUUGCUUUGGGCUGCCCCCGGCUAAAAUUACAUCACACUUUGUUAUGUUCAUGUUUUGUUUUUUUCACAGCGAGCCUGUGGGAGCUGGCCGAUCACAGCCAGUAAGUCACAGCCGGCCUUAAUCUUGGGAUCACCUUUGUUUUUUUUUUGUAUCACAAUCAUCCAUGGCACGUCAUGCUCGUUGAGGUCCGGUUUGUGAUGGCGAUUGAAAGGGGAACUGCACCUUUGCUCCACGUGACUUGUUUUCCGUUGGACGCGUGGGUACGUGACGAGCACGUGGCAAGCGCUUGGCUAGGGUCGUGGACGCUGGGGGGGAACUGUUCCUGUCUCGUGGGCGUGCCCCCCCCCUCCCCCAUCGGGCUACGUCUCGGUCGUCGUACAUUACAACAUCGUGAACUGUGUCCGUUUUGGCUUCGGCCUUUGCGGCGGGGAUGGCAUGGAGCGAGCGAUGGAAACCCGAGCUGGAGGAAGCGGAGAGAUGGGGGCGGCUCACCGAGAGGACGUCUGCGCAGAUGCGCGCUCGGGGGCUUGCACACGAGCCCGUGUGUGUGUGGUCGCAGCCAAAGCCAAGUGUAUGAACCGCUGAGCUCGUGCUAUCAAGAUGGGAUCGUGGCCACGGUGGUUUGGUCCGAAGAGUGGGUUUGUCUCAUGGGUCAGGGCGUCUCCGUUUAGCCUAGCAGGUGUCUCUGAUCACACGUGCAUGGUGCUGAUGUGGUGGUGAUGAUGGAUGGCGGGGAAAGUUGGGUUGUGGUGGUGGCGUACGGGACCAUGCCUGUUCGAGCAGGACUCACACGCGGGAGACCAUAGUCUCCCCAUGUGGUGAUCGGAACGACUUCCCGCACUCGGGGACUCAACUUGGCGUGAAGGAGGGUGUGGGGGAAGGAUUUCUGGCUAUCCUUAAUCUCGUGAGGAGGAAGAUCUCAACAACCAGCCCUUUCCGGCCUCACCGUGACGGGUUCAGUGUGCAUUGACAGCGCACCAGAUUGUGGGGGUUUCACGGUGUCAAUAAAACACAAAAUAAGCAAC
Molecule: messenger RNA, 6259 nt
Organism: Petromyzon marinus (sea lamprey)
Lineage: Eukaryota; Metazoa; Chordata; Hyperoartia; Petromyzontiformes; Petromyzontidae
Gene: UPF2
Product: UPF2 regulator of nonsense mediated mRNA decay
Biological process (GO): nuclear-transcribed mRNA catabolic process, nonsense-mediated decay
Cellular component (GO): cytoplasm; exon-exon junction complex
Molecular function (GO): protein binding; RNA binding
Source: RefSeq, a predicted model, not a curated record